AUGUCGGAAGAAGUAUCAUCGGGGUCGGCGGACCCUCACGCGCCAUUGCAAGCGCCUGACCCGACCCAGGCAACCCAGCAAACCGCAUCACUCGAUCAAAUCCAGAGUAUGUUGACAGCCAAAGACGAUACGUCGCGAUUAGUUGGCUUAGCUUUGUUGAAAACCUUGCUCGACAACUCUGAAGAGCUGCGUAAUGAUGCCGGUACCGUUGUUAGCAUAUGGGAGUCCAUCUCUCCAAAGUUUUUGGAUCGGCUGGUGAAGACAGGGUCUUCGACCCAGUCAGCCCAAAAGGACGCAAAGAACAUGGUGGACCUCGCAGUCUCAGUAAUCCAUGUCUUCGCCUUGCUCUUGCCGGAUCAGUCAAAGAGAGACAAGAGACUCGUCGGGAGGUUGCCUCUCCUAGUCUCUAGCUUGCUCCAGAGCUCGGAGGAGACGUCUAAACUGAUCGUUCAGACGAUACUCACCCUCGUUGCAUUCCCAGAAGGCGCCAAGUCCUUCCUCGAGGUUGAGGAUGUCAGUCCCUUGGUCGAGAUUGCACCCAGCAACUCAUCGGCCCUCGAAGUUUUCGCGUUUUCGUGGAUCAACUGCAUGAGCCUGGUACAGGAUAGGACUGCCUUGAAGACGAAGAUAGAUGGGACAGUGCAGGCCCUUGUUUCGACCUUUAAAGGCACCGACGCCGUCACUUUUCUCGAGUUCCUCGGCAAAUUUCUCCGAAAUGCAGACCCCAAGGCCCUCCCGUCGAGCCCGAAGUGGGUCAAACCGACUGUUGACUUCAUCAAGAAGCUCCUCACCAGCAGGCCUACGCCACAGGCCAGGAAUGCCUACACCAUUGCCGCUGCAUCGUUGCUCGAGGUGUACCCGGCCGAAACGUCGAGGCUUCUCUUCACCAGCGACGUGAAAGAAGAUAAGCCGUUUUCGUACCUGUUCAUUACCCUACUUCUCACCGAUACUAGAGCGACUCUGCCGCGACUACUCGAGCUCCUCAAUGACUCUGCAUAUCCAGCCAUUGCACAGCGCCUCGGAUCAUCGUUCGAUAUCACCACCCGAUUCAUUGGAUAUCUCGUGAGGAGCCUUGAUGAUGAGAUGUCAUCGCCGGCAAACAUGAUUAUGUCCGCAGACUUUCUGCUCAAGAUCCGCCGGGUCGUUGCGGAAACCAUGUCUCUCACCAUUGAGUUCUUACGAGACAGAUGGGAUGCAUCCGUGGCAGGAACUUUUGGGCUGCACCCUGAUGCGCGGAUAAAGGAAACAGACACGUCCAUGGGCAAGAUGCUGACAAUUUCGUGGGAGUCGAAAAAGGACAACAUCCAUGAGGACCCCCUGAUCCUCGCAGCUAUCAGGGCCUUAUCGCUCUGGCUUCGCGAGGAUGACAACGACCUCUUGAGAAAGGAGGCGGCCGGCUUGAUGGAUAUGCUCAUUGACCUCUACAAAGCGAGUUCCCCGACACGACUCGACUUCCGCGCCCCGAUCCUGGUAGGCCUGGAGGGUAUCCUCGUCGAGAAGGCAGGCCUCGAGGAGUUCACCACGCACAACGGCUGGGGCGCUCUAACCCAGGACCUUCUAGCCAUACUGCAGCGCACGUCGACGGUAAGUGACGAGAACGAGGCCGCGCGCGCCAUCGAGAUCGUCCGCAUCCUGUUGCCCAUCGUCGAGAGCGAGGAGGCCGGUUCGCGGGAGGAGUGGAUGGAUCUCGUCACCUCGGUGGCCGCCUGGGACGCUCCGGAGGUCGGGCAGCCGCUCGUCGUGCAAGAGGCUCAGGUUGCGGUCCUCCAGCUUACGACCGCUCUGCUCGUCGGCGCGCCGGAGGGGAUGAAGAGGCGAUACAUCCACUCCACCAGCGCUAUCCUCGGCAUCGCUGCGCGGCUGGAGAAACAUGUCGGCGCAGACCAUACGUUGAGGGAGUCUUUGGUCGACGUGUUGCAAACCCUAGGUAGUUUCCGCUAG
Messenger RNA from Colletotrichum graminicola M1.001, 1941 nucleotides. RefSeq lists its product as uncharacterized. The record is from RefSeq and is a predicted model, not a curated record. The transcript has 3 exons. NCBI's taxonomy places the organism in Eukaryota, Fungi, Ascomycota, Sordariomycetes, Glomerellales, Glomerellaceae. Bases 1 to 1941 code for a protein of 646 amino acids.